Messenger RNA from Mya arenaria, 3124 nucleotides. RefSeq lists its product as uncharacterized. Lineage: Eukaryota; Metazoa; Mollusca; Bivalvia; Myida; Myidae. Gene Ontology annotation, cellular component: neuron projection; synapse; membrane. The record is from RefSeq and is a predicted model, not a curated record. Gene Ontology annotation, biological process: monoatomic ion transmembrane transport; regulation of membrane potential; chemical synaptic transmission. Gene Ontology annotation, molecular function: neurotransmitter receptor activity; extracellular ligand-gated monoatomic ion channel activity; transmembrane signaling receptor activity. The transcript has 10 exons. The coding region runs from base 546 to 1934 and encodes 462 amino acids.
GAGUGCCCCGCUCACAACAUCGCCCCCGAAACCAAAUGACAGUGAUGAAACCUGUGACAGUGGGGACGUAUGCUACGUCGACCGAGGGAUCUCCGCCUUUUGAUGCAGAUGUUGUGAUAAUCCCACAGCCAUCUGUCAUCGACAAUGAUUGCGAGGGUGUGAGAUCCCCUUUGCUGAUACCAUCGAACAGGACGUGAUUGGGUAACACUCCCCUGCGGUUGUGUUAUUCUCUUCUGUGAUUGAGGUACAGUCCUCUGCAAAUGUUGUGCAGCCCCUUGUGAGUGUGGUAUAGACUCCUCGCGAGCGUUGUACUUCACGUGAGCUUAUCUGAUGAGAAUUGACUCUGUCAAACAAAAAGGGUAGAGCAUGGUGUAUUAUAAAUGCAGCAGGGUGCCAGAAAGGGCAGCGGGGUCCCCCACCCUGCUAUUAAAGUCUAGCUGGAGCACUGCAGUCUAGUGCUCAUUUUCCAUGCUGAUAAGGAAGCUGAUAAGGUCAAAAAUGAAGAAAAAAAAUCGGUAUGCCAAUUUAACUUCACCAAUCAUAGCAUGUCGUUGCCUAGCAACCAAGUGGAACAUAUGAGCGGGCGGUCUCGCUCUGUGUCGCCAAGGAGACACCGUAUACGCCAGACACACGACAUAUCAGAGUACGAAACCGUGCGCACCCCGCGAGGGUCGGGCAACACGCCUUCAAUAGUUGAACUAGAAAACCUACACAUGGAACGGUCGGGAGAGUUUUCCGUGAGACUGGAGAACGAGGGCCGCGGCAGCCUCCCACCGCUCACACACGGCAGACGGAAGCCGAUUCAAGCGUUCCAGCCGCAAGUGACGUCACGGUUUGAGGGCCGGAAAAAGACGACGGUAUAUGUAGCGUUCGUGUUCCUGAAGAUUGGUCAGGUGGAGACCAUCAAAGAGUACUUCGAGGCGGACGUCUUCUUGCAGGCGCGCUGGAGGGAGCCCGCUCUAGACAACACAACUGUGAAGGUGAAGGACUUCAGGGAGUACUGGACUCCCCAGCUAGUCCUCCAGAACAUAUUCGAGGACCCAAAGGAGAAAGUGUGGCACGAAGUCCGCCUCAAGGGCCGCGGGGAGGCGUAUAUAUACGAGAUGAGGCGCAUUAAGGGCAAGUUCUUCGAGAAGAUGGAACUCAACACCUUCCCAUUCGACGUACAGAGCAUAUCUCUGGUGCUAUCCUCUGAGCUGACUAAUAACAAGUUGGAAAUCGUGGAAGACAUGGACGAGGUCUCUUGCAUCUACGUAGACUGCUUCUCGGACAGUCAGGAAUGGGAGUUACACAACUUCGUAGAGCUGGAACCGCUGGAGAUCUCAGCCCAGUACACACGUGACCGGAAGAAUUACCCGGGGCUCGUGACUACCUGUUGCGUCUCCCGCAGGUCGGGCUUCUUCGCAUGGAACGUUCUCGUCAUCGUGAACUUGCUCAGUAUAUUCGCAUUCACGACGUUCGCGGUGGACCCGACGUUGACGCAGAACCGACUGCAGCUGUCUUUCAUCCUCAUCCUGGCUGGCAUCUCAUUCCGUUUUGUCACAAACCAGAGUAUGCCCAAGAUCUCCUACCUCACACAUCUUGACCGAUACGUUUUGAUAUCGAUGAUGUUUGCUGGUUUCAUCUGCUUCUGGCACGCGGUCGUCUCGCGCUUCAAGUAUGACGUCGAACUGCAAAACACCCUGGACUUCGCCGCGUUCAUCGUCUUCCUCAUCUUCUUUUUCGUCUAUAACGUCGGCUUCAUCAUCCUCAUGGUCUACCAGAACCGGAGAAACAUACAGGAAAUACGAAAUAGGGAGAAGAAGUUUGAGUCGAAAGCGUUUGGCGUAAUGGGGGAGCUGUGGACAUCCGUGAAGGAGAAUGUGUCAGCCCCGGUAAACUUCCUGUCUCGCAUCGACAAGACACGUGCCUUCAUUCGUCACAGACACAGAUAGUAUCCAGCCGGCUCCAACAUCCCCCACUGCAUCGGAUAACGUCCCCUCUCCAAUGGACAUCGACACCUGUUCUAGUAGUUUGUUCGGCCUCAGUAUCGUAGAUUUUCGCUGUCGGGGUCAUUCUGUCUGUUAAAAUCUAAUUAUAUGUCUGUCUUUUGACAGGAAGUAUUACAGUUUAAUGUUGUACAUCGGAGUCCUUUACCCAGCAUGACUACAUUUGCAAUAACACACACUGCUGCAUAGCCUUUUCUAGAAACAAGAUAAUGAUUCUUUGCAUCUGUCAUACAUUGCUACAGAAUUUUACGAAUCUUGUCUGUAAGAGCUGAAGGUUUUUCAAUAAAAUAAAGUAUGUAUAAUGUUUUACUUGCAAUGAUAUUGUCCGUGACUUUCUUACAAAUAAUCCAGUAAAAUAAAUGAUCAUGGUUGAAAGGGGUAAAGCAUGAGCCUAUAAUAGUAAAUGGCCAUGACAAAAGCUAUUACGACUGAUUUGUAUUUUAUUUUUGUGUUUGUAAAUUAUCUGUUUCAGCUGCACUCUCACAGAUUGGCCGUUUUGAUAUAAAAAAAAUCUUGGAAUGAGCCAAUUUCUGCGUAAAUGUCUGAAAACCAGUGAUAUAAGAUUUCUGACAAAAGAUCAGAUCGCAGUUUUACGAGAAUUUACUUUCUAUGGCUAAAAAUGUUAUUUAAUCUUUCAGAAUAAAUGAAAUUGAGAUCUGUUUUAUUUUGAGUUAUCUUAUAUGAAAUUUGUUGAAGGCAUUGAUAGCAAAAUCAGCUGAUCCUGAGACAAAAAUGUCAAAAACUGUCAAUCUGUGAGGGUGAAGCUUUAAUAAUGGGUUAUGUAUUAAGUGCUUUAUGAUAAUAAUUACAUACAUAUUUCUAUUCUUAUUAUGAUAUGAUGAUAUUAUUUGUGAUACAUGUUUAUAAACUGUAGAUAUAAUUUAUUAAAAUGCUGCAUUUAUAAAUGCAGGGGUAUAACUUUUAAUAGCUUUUAUCUGUGAUAAAAUAAUCCCUGUGAGUAUCGAUUUGUGAUUUGUUUUUUUUUUUUGUUCGUUGUCGGAAAAUAAAGAGCAGCAUUAAGUAUAACGUGUUUGCAUUUAGUUUCACUGAAACAGUAUUGAAUUUUGUUAUUUAUGAAAUGUCUGGUCUUAAUAAGACUGUUGUAUUAUCUUUUAUAAAAUAAACACAUAAAUAUA